This is a messenger RNA of Cylindrotheca closterium, 1236 nucleotides long. The record is from the annotation of a GenBank genome assembly. NCBI's taxonomy places the organism in Eukaryota, Bacillariophyta, Bacillariophyceae, Bacillariales, Bacillariaceae.
AUGCCACGAAAAUCACUCGCCAAGCGACGUCGCGAACCAAAAGUCGACGACGAGGAGGACGAAAAUCCAAAGGACGGCAAAACUCAAAAAGUGCAAACGACGCCCACCCAAGCCACAGGCGAGGCAAUAAGCAAUCCACCGCCCAUUCAAUUGCACUCGAAUCCAAAGGUAUCCUCCUCGGCUGUCAAGGGAAUCCCACCGCCACCGAUUGAAGAAGAAGAAGGAGGAAAUAAUAACGGAAGUGAUGACAUGAUUCCUCCUGCCAUGACAGUCAAUCUGAAAACCAGCAGCUCCAAAAAGGCCACCGCGUCAAAGAGCAAGGCAGAAUCUUCCGCCAAGAAGGAAUCCUCUAGUAGUCUAGUUGAAGAAGUCGAAGAAGAAGAAGAGGCUCUAGAAGAAAUGGAAGAUGCUUCCUCUCAUGGUGGUGGUGGUGGUGCAACCUUCAAUUUGUUGUUGGUCUUGCUAUUGCUUGGUCUCGGUUGUUCGGCUGGAUUUGUACAUCAACGGAUCGUCCAAGACUUACAAUUGCAACUCAAGGGAUACCAACAGGAUUUGCGACACUCGGAAUCUUCCAUUGCAACGCUAGCAGAGGAACGCAACGGGGCAGUGGAACAAGCUGACAAGAUUCGCAGCGAAUUGAUUGAUUUGGCCCAUGAGAUUCGAUACUUUGCGCGUCAACAACUGAAGGCAAAAUUCGGACCAGGACCCAUCUAUCCAGUCGAACUCGAAUUGGAAUUCCCGGGAGCCGACGGCGAGAUUAAUCUCCAGUACAUGACGAUCGAAUUGGAUGGUGAUAAUAUGCCCCACGCCGUCUUGACCUUUAUGAGCCAAGUGGAUUCUGGUCUGUAUCAAAAACGAGGAUUUGGAUUUCAUCACGCGGGAGAUCACAUUAUCUUUGGGUCUCCCAUGGGAGUAGACGGCAAUGGUUACGAGUUUGGCCGAGUCUGGGAGGAUUCUGGUUUCUCUCGGUUGUUGUUCCACGAACAUUCCGAGAUGGUCCCGCACGUUCCUUAUACCAUUGGCUUUAACGGUAGGGGACCCAACCUUUACUUCAACAUGGUGGAUAAUACGGAACCGCACAGGGAUUCACGUGACCCAUGCUUUGGUACCAUCUCGAGGGGGAGAAAUGUUGUAGACUAUAUGCAUACCAUGGCGGGGGCAUUGAAUCCGGGGGACUGGAAGGAACUGGAGAAUGCUGUCAUUAUUCGAUCGGCAACCAUCCUGCGUUCAGCGUAA